AGCUCUCCACUCGCCGGCUCCGGGGCUCCUCCCGCCCGGGUUCUCCACCUCUGCACCGCCGACAGCAAAUGAACGAUGACGCCGGUAUUCUCCGUUGCUUCAUCCUUCUUCCUCAUCUUCUUCCUUUUCCGCCUCGCCGUCUUCCCUUUGGCCAUAGCCGCCCCUCCUCCUCGGGGCUACUACAUUAAUUGUGGUGCAGCCACCGAGGAGAACAUUGAUGGCAUCCCAUGGAUCCCCGAUGAAGGCUUUGUAAUUGGAGGCAAUGUGUCUCAAAUAUACACGCCAGGCAUCAUUCCCUUGCUAUCGACUUUGAGAUAUUUCCCUGAUACAAAAGCCAGAAAGAGCUGCUUUGUAAUUCAAGUUAGCAAAGGAAGCAAGUAUAUGGUGAGAACCACAUACUUCUAUGGUGGCUUCGAUGGCGGAGAAGAACCCCCUGUGUUUGAUCAGAUCAUCGAUGGCACAAGAUGGAGCACCGUUGAGACCUCCAAGAACUAUGCCGCUGGCCUCACCUCCUAUUAUGAGAUUAUGGUUGCAGCCCAGAGGAAAACUAUAAGUGUGUGCCUGGCAAGAAAUGCCAACACGGCCUCGGCUUCGAGCCCAUUUAUUUCUGCUCUUGAGGUGGUGAGCUUGGAGAACUCCAUGUAUAAUUCAACUAACUUUGCAGAAUAUGCUCUCAGUACAAUAGCCCGCCACAGCUUCGGCCAUAAAAACAGUUUCAUUAGCUAUCCAGAUGAUCCUUUCAACCGGUACUGGCAAUCAUUCAUUGACACCAAUCCUGUUGUCGAAUGCCACUCAAACAUUUCAUCUUCAGACUUUUGGAACUUCCCUCCACCUGCUGCAUUGAUGAAGGGUCUCACAACGAGCAGAGGGAAAGAUCUGCAUAUAAAUUGGCCUCCUUUUGAUAUCCCAGACACAAGCUACUACAUAGCCCUCUACUUCCAAGAUAAUCGAACUCCCAGCCCAUUCAGCUGGAGAGUAUUUGAUGUUGUGAUCAAUGGUAAAACCUUCUAUCAGGACCUUAAUGUCUCAACAGAAGGUGUCAUGGUCUACGGAUCGCAGUGGCCACUUUCCGGUGAGACGAACAUUAAGCUGACCCCAGCUUCUGACUCUCCGGUCGGUCCGGUCAUUAAUGCAGGAGAGAUUUUUCAGAUAGUUCCUCUAGGUGGAAGGACUCUCGCAAGAGAUGUAAUUGCAAUGGAGAAUAUAGCAAGAAGCUUUACUAAUCCACCACCAGAUUGGAAGGGAGAUCCUUGCUUGCCCAAGGAAAAUUCAUGGGCUGGUGUGACUUGUGAUAUUAAUGGUGGUUUUGCUAUAGUAGCCAAGCUAAAUCUGACAAAUUUUGGCAUAUCUGGACAUUUAUCGAAUAGCAUCGGAAAUCUACUUGCAAUCAGGAACAUUUGGCUCUCUGGAAACAAACUCGCUGGUAAAAUUCCACAAAUGGGCAAUUUGAAGGAGUUGACCUCUCUGCGUUUGGCUGACAAUGAACUUACUGGAUCGAUCCCAUCUUUUCUAGCAAACCUUCCAAAAAUUAAGGAGAUUUUUCUGCAAAAAAACAAGUUGUCUGGCCCGAUACCACAGAGUCUGAAAAACAAAAGUGGGAUUGAUCUCCGGAUUUCUCCCGGCAAUCAACUUGAGAUGUAAAUAAUAUGAAAACUGCUAACUUGAUUUGCUGAACAGUCCGAGUAUUUUUUGCCAGUUAAAGAACUUCUUGACUUUGGUAAGAGGAAUGUAUGGUUGGGCUUAUAGCAAGGAUGAAGAAAGGAUAGAAAUUGAUGAUUCGUUGUUUUUGGUUUCCUUUUGCUAUUUGUUGAAAACAAUGAUGGAAUAACAAAUUUAAUUAAAAUA
Molecule: messenger RNA, 1845 nt
Organism: Dendrobium catenatum
Lineage: Eukaryota; Viridiplantae; Streptophyta; Magnoliopsida; Asparagales; Orchidaceae
Product: putative leucine-rich repeat receptor-like serine/threonine-protein kinase At2g14440
Exons: 9
Coding region: 76-1641 (521 amino acids)
Molecular function (GO): protein binding
Source: RefSeq, a predicted model, not a curated record